AUGUCUGAUCAGAGGAAAGAAGAUGAGUCGACAGAAGCGUGGAAACCUAACUGGCAGCUCAAGUGUAUAUUCGCCAUUGUGGGUUUGCUGAACUUUGUCGCCGCUCUUGAUGCGACAUCUUUAUCAGUUGCUUUACCGACUAUCUCCGAUGACCUGAACGGCACAGCAACUCAGGCCUUUUGGGCUGGCACAUCUUUUCUAGUCGCUUCAUGCGUCUUCCAACCCGUGUUCCAUCUCGCAUCUGAAAUUUUCGGCCGCAAAUAUAUUCUUUUUCUAGCAGUGGUUGCCUUUACGCUAGGUUCGAUUCUUGCUGCCGUCUCACAUGCCUUCACUCUACUACUCGUCGGCCGUUCAGUUCAAGGUGUAGGUGGAGGAGGCAUUAUGGUACUCACAGAGGUACUCAUUGCCGAUCUAAUUCCACUGAAGGAAAGGGGGAAAUGGUUCAGCAUUCGAUCUGGGACAUGGGCAUUGGGCACGGUUACUGGUCCUUUGAUCGGCGGUGCUCUCACACAAUCAGCUGCGUCCUGGAGAUGGAUCUUUUGGAUCAACCUGCCCUUCUGCGGACUAGGACUGGUCUUGGUUCCUAUUUCCCUGAAAUUGAAUAGAACACCUCCACCGUUGCGGGAGAGUCUCGUUAAGGUCGACUUUGUGGGAAUAUUCUUGUUCGUGGCCUCUUUGUCGUCUUUCUUGAUCCCGCUUACUUGGGGCGGUAUCAUGUACGCUUGGGAUUCAUGGCAUACGCUGGUUCCUCUACUUCUCGGCGUGGCUGGCCUGAUUGGCUUCGUUGUCUACGAGAAGCUAGGCGCUGCCCAACCUCAGGUACCACUCGUGAUCUUUAACAAUCUCACCCAGUCCCUCUGCUACGCGGGUGCCUUGGGAUACAGCCCUGUGGUUGCCGGUCUGGCCCUAUUCCCCGAGACUUUUACAGUGGCGCCCAUCUCAGUCAUCACCGGUAUCGUCGUCGCCAGAAUAGGGAAUUACCGGUGGGCCAUAUGGUCUGGAUGGCCAAUCACUGCCCUGGGCAUCGGGCUCAUCUGUUAUCUCGAUGAUGAAUCUACAAUCCCGCAAUGGGUAUGCAUCAAUUUGGUAGCCGGCAUCGGCCUGGGCAUUCUAUAUCCCGCCGUUAUGCUGGCUGUUCAAGCCGCCGCAAACCCGGAAUACCUGACAAUAUCUGUCACAAUGUCACCGUUCUUCAGAGUCCUCGGGCAGGCAGUUGGCGUCGCGAUUGGGGGAGUAGUCUUUCAAAACCGCAUCAAGCAUGAGUUCAAAAGCUACCCCGAGCUAGGACGCUCGGCAGAGGCCUUUGCACAGGAUGCGUCCAGCUUGGUGCAGUAUAUCAAACCCCUGCCGAAGGGGGGCGCAGAGCGUGAGUUGAUCCAAAGAUUGUAUGUAAAAUCCUUGACUAUUGUGAUGGCUGUGAUGUGUGGAAUCGCGGGAUUGGGUAUCCUGACGGCGAUUUUCAUUAAGGGGUAUACUUUGAAUCAGGCGUUUAGCUCCAAGCAAGGGCUCAGGGAGCCGACUUCUACUGAUGUUGAGUCAAGCCCGUCUAUGGCCGUGGAAAAGCAUGACGCAGAAGAUUCGGAAUGA
Messenger RNA from Penicillium brasilianum, 1587 nucleotides. Lineage: Eukaryota; Fungi; Ascomycota; Eurotiomycetes; Eurotiales; Aspergillaceae. The record is from the annotation of a GenBank genome assembly.